This is a messenger RNA of Dothidotthia symphoricarpi CBS 119687, 1620 nucleotides long. Its product is annotated as amino acid permease-like protein. The coding region runs from base 1 to 1620 and encodes 539 amino acids. Gene Ontology annotation, cellular component: membrane. The transcript is spliced from 4 exons. Lineage: Eukaryota; Fungi; Ascomycota; Dothideomycetes; Pleosporales; Dothidotthiaceae. Gene Ontology annotation, molecular function: amino acid transmembrane transporter activity. The record is from RefSeq and is a predicted model, not a curated record. Gene Ontology annotation, biological process: amino acid transmembrane transport.
AUGAACAAGAAGGAUGUCAACAUCGGUGUUGACGCUGCUGCUGGGCAUGGCGAAGACCUAGAAGCCUCCGAUUUUGUUACGCAGCUCGAAAACAACAAUCUCACUCGAGGACUCCGCCAACGGCACAUCCAGAUGAUAGCCAUUGCCGGCGCGAUAGGCACAGGGCUGUUUCUAGGACUCGGAGGUAGUAUUCAAACUGCAGGUCCCCUUGGCGCUCUGCUGGGUUACACCACCGUCGGGCUUAUCGUCUGCGCUGUUCAAUUCGCCCUGGGUGAGGUUGCCGCCCUUUUGCCCGUUACUGGUUCUUUCGUCAGGCAUGCGGAGUUUCUUGUCGAUCCUGCUUUCGGAUUUGCCAUUGGACUUAACAUCGUUUACGGAAAUCUGCUGUCCGUUCCAGCAGAAAUAUCAGCCAUCUGCGUUCUGUUCCAGUUCUGGACAGAUUUAACCCCAGUAGUCUGGAUUUGCAUAUUCAUCGCCCUCACUUUUAUAGUUGGCAUCUCGUUCGUCUCGAUCUAUGGAGAAGUCGAGUUCUUCUUUGCCUCCUUGAAGAUACUCUUAAUCAUAUUUUUGAUCAUCUUUGGUCUUGUUAUCGAUCUUGGCGGUAUCCCUGGACAAGAACGCAUUGGUUUUAGGUACUGGAAAUCUCCAGGUCCUUUCGUUGAACACAUCGCAACUGGUCGUUGGGGUCAAUUUCUCGGAUACUGGAGCGUCAUGACCAACGCAGUCUUCAGUUUUGCAGGCGUAGAGAGCCUAGCCAUGGCUGCUGCCGAGACGCAGAAUCCGCGGAGAAACAUCCCCAAAGCGUGUAAAAAGGUUUUUGCCAGAGUUCUCCUCUUCUACGUCCUUGCAGUGCUUGUUGUCGGCAUGAUUGUCUCCAGUGAUGACCCUAGACUCAACAACUAUACCGGAGAUGCAACAAUGAGCCCUUUCGUGAUUGUCGCAUCAGCAGCCGGCAUCAAGGCCAUUCCAUCUGUAGUUAAUGCCGUCGUCAUCACAUCCGCCUGGUCCUCAUCCAAUCAAGCACUUCUCUCCGGCACUCGUGUACUCUACGCUCUUGCCAUUAAAGGCCAAGCACCGAAGAUCUUCCUCCGCACAACAUCAUGGGGCGUUCCAUACGUUUGCGUAUGCUUCAACACUUGCUUCAUGUUCUUGGCUUUUAUGGCACUGUCGAAUAGUGCCACGACUGUCUUCUGGUGGUUGGUCGACCUGACUGCCGCCGGCGUUCUCGUGUCAUGGUCAUCGAUUUUGCUCAACCACAUUCGCCUAAACAUGGCGAUGAAAAAGCAGGGUAUCUCACGGACUGAGCUACCUUUCUGCAACCGCUGGACGCCGUACUCGUCUCCUGUUGCGCUAGUCAUGUGUUUGACCAUUCUGUUCACUGGCGGCUUUUCCACGUUCACAAAGGGGAAUUGGUCAGCUAGCGACUUUGUCUCUGCAUAUCUAGACAUACCUCUCGUUAUUGCUGCUUUCCUCCUCUGGAAGUUCAUCAAGGGGACGAAGUUUGUAUCCUUAGCAGACAUACCCCUCCGUGAAGCAUUGGAUGAGGUUGCCAGAUAUCCAGAGCCCCCGGAACCUAAAGCAACUGGCUGGAAACGGAUCGUGGCGUUUUUGUGGGAUUGA